Molecule: messenger RNA, 2819 nt
Organism: Chenopodium quinoa (quinoa)
Lineage: Eukaryota; Viridiplantae; Streptophyta; Magnoliopsida; Caryophyllales; Amaranthaceae
Product: probable splicing factor 3A subunit 1
Exons: 3
Coding region: 187-2610 (807 amino acids)
Biological process (GO): regulation of alternative mRNA splicing, via spliceosome; mRNA cis splicing, via spliceosome
Cellular component (GO): U2-type prespliceosome; U2 snRNP; catalytic step 2 spliceosome
Molecular function (GO): RNA binding; protein binding
Source: RefSeq, a predicted model, not a curated record
GUUCUCCAUUGAAGCGUUCUCCGUUGAAUCUAAUUCUUGUUUCCCCCAUUGAAGCAGCUUCUAAGAUCCUCAGUGCAGUGGUUUAACCCUCUGAUACUUAGCCUCUAAUGCCCUGGAGAUUCUGUGGUUUAUUGCAUCAGUUUUGAGUUUUUUGUUACUGUGUGUUGACAGAAAGGGUGUUGCAAUAUGAUGGGCACAUUAUCAAUAUUACCACUUCCAGCUCCACCAGAAGAUGGGGAUCUUGGCCCAACCCCACUUGCUCAGUUGCCUCCUGACGAUGAGAUGAAAGAAGCAGAAGAUCAAAACAAAGCUAGCAAAGCGAGUUCAGUGGCAACGCAUACAAGAACCAUUGGAAUUAUCCACCCCCCACCGGAUAUUAGAAACAUUGUUGAUAAGACAUCUCAAUUCGUGGCAAAGAAUGGGCCCGAGUUUGAGAAGAGGAUUAUUGCCAGUAAUGCAGGGAAUGUGAAAUUUAAUUUUCUUAAUGCUUCGGAUCCUUACCAUGCUUAUUAUCAACACCGGUUGUCGGAGUUCAGAGCACAAAAUCAAUCUUCAGGUCAACUACCGCUUUCUCAGCCUGGUGAUUCGAUGGCCUCGGAGGCUGAGUCUGGUGUCCUUGCCGAUGGUGUGGCUGCUGCAGAUGAGAAGCCUGAUCCUUCUGCACAAUUCAGACCUGUUCGUAAGGUACUUGAGCCUCCAGAAGCUGAACAAUAUACUGUAAGGCUGCCAGAGGGGAUUACAGGGGAGGAAUUGGAUAUUAUUAAGCUUACUGCACAAUUUGUUGCUCGAAAUGGAAAAUCCUUUUUGACAGGUCUUACUAGUCGAGAGAUGAACAACCCCCAAUUCCAUUUUUUGAAGCCUACACAUAGCAUGUUUAUGUUUUUCACUGCCCUUGCUGAUGCCUAUUCUAAGGUUCUGAUGCCUCCAAAAGGCUUGACUGAAAAGCUAAGGAAGAGUAUUGCUGACCGGACAACAGUCCUUGAGCGGUGUUUGCAUAGGCUUGAAUGGGAAAAGUCGCAGGAGCAAGCUAGGCAGAAAGCUGAAGAUGAAAUUGAGCAAGAAAGAAUUCAAAUGGCUAUGAUUGAUUGGCAUGAUUUUGUUGUGGUUGAAUCAAUUGACUUUGCAGAUGAUGAAGAUGAGGCACUGCCUAUGCCAAUGACUCUUGAAGAAGUUAUAAGGAGAAGCAAGGUUUCAACGAAGGAUGGGGAUGAAGAGGAAAUUGUUGAGCCAGGAAAGGAGGUAGCGAUGGAAAUGGAUGAGGAAGAGAUGCAGCUUCUUCAAGAGGGUAUGACAGGUGCUACCCUUGAGGAAAAUGGUGAGGAAAAGAAGGAUGAGGUUAAGGCUGAUAUGGAUGAAGAUGAUCCUCCAAUGAGAAUUGUGAAGAACUGGAAGCGACCUGAAGAGAGAAUAGCUGCUGAAAGAGACCCAACAAAGUAUGUGGUUUCUCCAAUUACCGGUGAACUGAUUACCAUAAGUGAGAUGUCAGAACAUAUGAGGAUUUCUCUAAUUGAUCCAAAAUACAAGGAGCAAAAGGAGAGGAUGUUUGCCAAGAUUCGAGAGACAACCCUUGCUCAUGAUGAUGAAAUUUCCAGAAACAUUGUGGGACUUGCUCGUACUCGUCCAGAUAUAUUUGGUACUACAGAAGAAGAAGUAUCUAAUGCCGUCAAAGCUGAGAUAGAGAAGAAAAAGGAUGAGCAGCCUAAGCAAGUCAUAUGGGAUGGUCAUACAGGGAGCAUUGGUCGCACUGCAAAUCAGGCCAUGUCGCAGAGUAUGGGUGGUGAGGAUCAAAGUGAGAUCAAUUACAAUGAUGGGAGGUCUCUCCCUGGUCCAGCUGCCCCUCCUCCACCGAGACUCGGUGUUCCUAUGCUUCGUCCACUUCCUCCCCCAGCUAAUCUAUCUGUGAACAUGCCACGUGUACCAACCAGCAAUAUUCAGUAUUCUACUCCAACCUCUGGUGGGCUUAUGGCACCACCCCCACCUCGUCCUAUGUACACCUUAAGCCAAAUGGGUCCUCCUCCGCCACCUCCUAUGCAAAUGCCUCCUGGACAGCAGCAUAUGAUGAUGAAUCGCCCACCAAUGCCUCCAGCUGGGUCCAUGAACCAACCUGGCAUGCCAGUGCCUCCUGCACCUGGAUCUCAAUUUACACCGCUUGGUGUUCACCGGCCCUUUACACCUGUUCCACAACAUGGUAUGCCUGCUCCACCAAUGCCUCAAGGAAUGCCGCCUCCACCCCCACCACCAGAGGAAGCUCCUCCUCCACUUCCUGAGGAACCAGAGCCCAAGAGACAGAAGUUGGAUGACUCUGCAUUGAUUCCGGAAGAGCAGUUCCUUGCUCAACAUCCGGGACCUGUCAGGAUCAACAUAUCUGUUCCCAAUGUUGAUGAAGGGAAUCUCAAGGGACAAGUUUUGGAAAUCGUCAUGUCCCUCAAUGAAACCGUUGGUAGUCUGAAAGAAAAAGUAUCUGGGGAAAUUCAACUUCCAGCAAACAAACAGAAAUUGAGUGGGAAGGCCGGUUUUCUCAAGGAUAAUCUCAAACUUGCUUAUUACAAUAUUGGAGAUGGAGAGACCUUGACUCUUUCUUUGAGGGAGCGUGGUGGCAGGAAGAGAUGAACAAAUUACCUAGAGAACCCAACGAAAGGCCCUUGUUGGAGUACUUCCUAAGAAUUUUUCUAUAUAAUCCUGUUCGGUCCAUGAAUAUUUCUUUUGAGAUGAUAUCUUGAAUUUUUUGUGCCCAUGUAUCUUAAGUUCAGCCUUGCAACUUCUUUAUUGUUGUUACUAAUCUGAUUCUAUUUGCCUUUGCAGCUCAUCACUUCUGCUCA